Drosophila serrata is the source of this 2388-nucleotide messenger RNA. It is a transcript of the gene peng, whose product is annotated as Pumilio and CPL domain-containing protein penguin. Gene Ontology annotation, molecular function: mRNA binding. The record is from RefSeq and is a predicted model, not a curated record. Gene Ontology annotation, cellular component: nucleolus. NCBI's taxonomy places the organism in Eukaryota, Metazoa, Arthropoda, Insecta, Diptera, Drosophilidae. Gene Ontology annotation, biological process: regulation of translation.
AAAGUUCUAAAGGCCUGACGGUCACACUGCGCCUUCAGCACGUGUAGAAUUUUUGUAACUUCCAACAACAUUUCCAAAUAGUUUAAGUGCAAAGUUAUACUGGCAAAAAACAUGGUCAGUUCGGAAGCAACUGGAACUGCAAAGGUGGCGAAAACAGGCACUAAGCCUCCGCCGGCCUUCAAGCCCAACAAAUCGCCCGGUAAACCGAUCAAUGGACAGAAAUUCAAAUCUGCCGGAGGAGGUGCCAAGAAAUUUGAUAAGCCAGGUGGAGCAGGGUCGGGCAAGCGGUUCGACAAGUCCAGCGGUGGUGCGGGAGGUUUCAAGAAGUUUGACAAGUCUGGCGGAGGAGCGGGAGGAUUCAAAAAGUUCGAUAAAUCCGGCGCCGGUGGCAAAAAGUUCGGCGGAAACAACAAUAAUAAGUUCGCUGGAAAGCCACAGGCACCGGCUGAGGGCGAAAAACAGGAUUGGGCCAAGUUCAAGCAGGAGAAAAAGGAUCUCAAGCUGAAGCGUAAGAGCACCAGAGACACCUACGAAAUUACCAAGGAGGCCAAGCAGAUCUACGAGAAGCUCCGAUGCCGCCGCACGGAGAACAAGGACAAGCUGGUCGAGCAGAUAUACAAGGUGCUCAACGUGGGCGACACCAUAUCCAAGGUGGUUAAGGCCCACGAUACCGCCCGCGUGCUUCAAUGUAUGCUGAAAUAUGCUUCUCCCGCUCUCCGGGCCGAAAUCUCGGAGCAGCUGCUGCCCUUCACCGUGGACAUGUGCCAGUCAAAGUACGCCCAGUUUUGCGUCCAGCGAAUGCUUAAAUAUGGAGCACCAGCAACCAAAUCGAAGCUGGUGGAUAGCCUUAUGGGUCACGUAGUACGGCUUGCUGGUCAUAGCAUCGCCAGUAGUUUGCUAGACACUAUGUACCAGAGUGCCACACCCCAGCAGCGUAUCCAUAUGCGACAGGAGUUCUACGGUGACCUGUAUCGUAAGGCGAAGGAUUCGAAUGUCAAGUCGCUAAGUGACACGUAUAAGGAAACAACCAAUAUGAAGGCUUCUAUUCUGGGCUCUGUGAAAGCAAAUCUGGACCAUGUGGCCAAUAAACAGUUGGUAGAUAGUUCGCUUGUCCAUGCCGUGAUGCUGGAAUACCUGCGUGCCUGUGACGAGGACGAAGAGAAGCUAGAGGAGACAGUGACUGCCUUUGCGGCUCUUGUGCCCCACAUGCUUUCCACUAAGGAAGGCAGCGAGGCUGGUGUCAUUUGCUUCUACAAAUCCACGCCCAAGAACCGUCGAGCCAUCAUCAAGAACAUUAAGGAGCAUUUACUGAAGAUUGCCACUCACGAGCAUGGCCACGUUUUCCUCAUCUCACUGCUCAAUGCCCUCGAUGACACAAAGGCCACCAAGAAGGCCAUCUACGACCAUUUGCAUGGUGAUCUGAAGACGCUGGUGGGCAACCAGUACGGUCGUCGAGUGGUGCAGUGGCUGGUGGCACCUGGUGACACCACCUGCUUCCAUCCAAAGUUUAUACGUUUGGUGGACGAGGGUUUGGCCUACGGCAAGAAGGAGAAGGAGCUGCGCCGUAAGGAGAUCUUCGAGCAGAUCGAAGCACCGAUUGCCGAAAACAUUGUUGAGGAUCCGGCCUUCUGGCUGUCCAACAGCCAUAUUGGCCUAGUUACCGCCGAUGUUCUCAAUCACCUUCAGGGCGAAUCGUAUGAGAAGGCGGCUACCGCUUUGGCCAAAGUGAUUGCUCAGCCGGAGUGGCGCAUUACAGCGGAUGCGGCCGGGCCACAGCCACAGGAUAAGAAGAAGGCACACAAUGAUGUGGAGGCCAUUAUAGCAGAGGCCACCAAGCAGCGUAAAAAGCUGCUCCAGAACGAUAUCAGCAGCAGCGAAGAGGACGAGUCUGAGGAUGAAGGAGAAGACGAACAAGAUGAAGACGGAGCCCCCAAGCUGAAGAAAGCCAAAAAGGCAAAGGAAGAGGAGCUAGCAGAAGCAGCUCCAUUAGUCUCCGGCAUCGAGGAGGCUGGUAUGCACAUUGUCUUAAAAAAGAUCCUCAAGAAUGAUGUAAAGCGUGAGGGUGACAUUACAUUCGGACAGCAGCUUUUGCAAAAUCUAUCCGCCGAUGUAAAUGUGCUAAACUCGUGGCUGAGUGUGAAUCGAGCUUGUUUUGUCCUUGUCAAGCUAGUGGAGAACAGUCCAUCGCUGUUGAAGUCCUGCAAGGAGACCAUCACGUCGGAGAAGAGCCUUAGCCAGACGCUACUUGGUCAGAAGACGCCCGGGGCCAAGAUGCUGGCCACCAAACUGGCCUUAAAUAGCGGCAAAUGAAACCGAAAACGAUAACCUCGUUUUGCUAGCUUAGACAACAUAAUUUUUUAAAAAUACAUAAACCUAUAUAUUGAGAAA